Molecule: messenger RNA, 3900 nt
Organism: Psammomys obesus (fat sand rat)
Lineage: Eukaryota; Metazoa; Chordata; Mammalia; Rodentia; Muridae
Gene: Slc1a4
Product: solute carrier family 1 member 4
Exons: 8
Coding region: 236-1828 (530 amino acids)
Biological process (GO): L-serine transport; L-glutamate transmembrane transport
Cellular component (GO): plasma membrane
Molecular function (GO): L-threonine transmembrane transporter activity; symporter activity; L-aspartate transmembrane transporter activity
Source: RefSeq, a predicted model, not a curated record
CAGCCAGCAGCGCCUCCCAGGGAAGGCUGGGCGCGGCGCGGUCUGCUCUGCCAGGCUCCAGCCCACAGCCCAGGUCUCUCCUCUUUCUGGAAACCGUCCCUGUAGGGACCCGCAGAGCUGCGGAGCCGCGGCUGGCGCAGGCCACCGUCUCCACCCGAUCCAUUCAUUGGAAACCGCUCUCUUCUCCGAGUCCGAGUUCCUUGCGUGCUGCUGUUUUGGAGCGGCGGGCAGCGACAUGGAGAAGAGCGACGAGACCAACGGCUACCUCGACGGCACCCAGGCAGAAGCUGCAGCCGGGCCCCGCACGCGGAAGACGGCGGCGGGCAAAACGCAGCGCUGCGCCAGCUUUUUCCGUCGCCACGCGCUGGUGCUGUUCACCGUGUCGGGGGUGUUGGUGGGCGCUGGAAUGGGCGCGGCGCUGCGCGGGCUGCAGCUCACCCGCACUCAGGUCCUCUACCUGGCCUUCCCCGGCGAGAUGCUGCUCCGCAUGCUGCGCAUGAUCAUCUUGCCGCUGGUGGUGUGCAGCCUGGUUUCCGGCGCCGCCUCCCUGGACGCUAGCUCCCUCGGGCGCCUGGGCGGCAUCGCGGUCGCUUACUUCGGCCUCACCACGCUGAGCGCCUCUGCGCUCGCCGUAGCUCUGGCGUUCAUCAUCAAGCCAGGGGCGGGCGCGCAGACCCUCCAGUCCAGCAGCCUGGUGCUGGAAGACUCUCCUCCGGCCUCCAAAGAGACGGUGGACUCCUUCCUCGAUUUACUUAGAAACCUGUUUCCUUCCAAUCUCGUGGUUGCAACAUUCAAUUCGUCUGCAACCGGUUAUACCUACCUGCCCCAUAACACCAGCUCGGGGAACGUGACCUACGAGAAGAUCCCCAUUGUCGCCAACAUUGAAGGAAUGAACAUUUUAGGACUGGUCCUUUUCUCCCUGGUGUUAGGAGUGGCUCUAAAGAAGCUAGGCCAUGAAGGAGAAGAGCUCAUCCGGUUCUUCAGUUCCUUCAAUGAGGCCACGAUGGUGCUGGUGUCAUGGAUUAUGUGGUACGUCCCUAUAGGCAUCACGUUCCUGAUCGGCAGCAAGAUUGUGGAGAUGAAGGACAUCAUCAUGCUGGUGACCAGCCUCGGGAAGUACAUCUUUGCAUCUAUCCUGGGCCACGUCAUUCACGGAGGAAUCGUUCUGCCUCUUAUCUAUUUUGCUUUUACACGGAAAAACCCGUUCAGAUUCCUCCUGGGCCUUCUCACGCCAUUUGCAACAGCUUUUGCUACCUGCUCCAGCUCAGCAACCCUUCCAUCCAUGAUGAAGUGCAUUGAAGAGAACAAUGGUGUGGACAAGAGGAUCAGCAGGUUCAUCCUCCCCAUCGGGGCCACCGUGAACAUGGAUGGAGCAGCCAUCUUCCAGUGUGUGGCAGCAGUCUUCAUCGCCCAGCUCAACAAUAAGGACCUGAACGCAGGGCAGAUCUUCACCAUUCUGGUGACUGCCACGGCAUCCAGUGUUGGAGCAGCAGGCGUGCCAGCUGGAGGGGUCCUCACCAUCGCCAUUAUCCUGGAGGCCAUUGGAUUGAGCACACAUGACCUCUCUCUGAUCCUGGCUGUCGACUGGAUCGUGGACCGGACCACCACUGUGGUGAAUGUGGAAGGGGACGCCCUGGGAGCCGGGAUCCUCAACCACCUGAAUCAGAGGGCAGCGAAGAAAGGCGAGCAGGAGCUUCAAGAAGUGAAGGUGGAAGCCAUUCCCAAUUGCAAGUCGGAGGAGGAGACGUCGCCCCUGGUGACACACCAGAACCCAGCAGGCCCUGUGGCGGUUGCACCAGAACUCGAAUCCAAGGAGUCAGUGCUCUGAUGGGUCUGGGUCUCAGGCCAGCCUGCUAGUACCAGCGACCCACCCUGGUAGCCUGCCCCAUUGACAUGGGCAUGGCCCUCACAGACUUUUCCCCAAGCAAUGUCUAAUCACCAAUUUGAGGGUGACCUCUCAGCGGAAGCAUGGGGCUCCCAGGCCAGGACUGAUCACUGAGGACUGUCUGUCUUGAUCCGUGUCUCAACGGAGCUGGAUACACCUUGACUCUAUUUGAAAACCCCCUUGAGCUGCCAGGCCUGGGGGAGCCCAGGUUCACAGAGGCCUGGGGAUAAAGGUUGGGGGGAUGCAGAUGGAUUCCUCACUGUCCCCUGGUGGCUCCACAUCUGGUGCUUUCUGGGCAAACCAGAGGGGUUGAUGGUUGUCUAGCGCAUUGUCUCAGCAGCAGCAGACACUGAAGAAAUCCCGGAGUCUUAGACAGAGCUGAGGUCUGCUGAGCUGGUGCUCGGCUUAAAGAACUGUGACCCACCUGUGUGGGUGGCCUCUAAGGGACCAGAGGUGCUGCCCAUUGUCAAGUUGUACAUACUCCAAGUGGGGGUUAGCAGAGCUGGGGUCUCAGCUUGAGUAAACCAUAAGUUCUGAGGUCAGGGGAAAGACUGGAGAGCAUGCUAAAGAGGCUGCGACAGGAUUGUUCCCAUUCUGGUCCUGAGGCACUGUCCGCUCCCGCUGAGGCUUGGCCCUCUGCCAGCAUUUUCCCUGUGUUUCCAUUUUUAUUUUGGCCACAGACCCUAGGACGACCUCCUCUGGGAGGGGAGAUGCAGCCCUCCCUAAAGUGCUGCGGAGCAGGAAAUCAUAUACCCCCCCAAGAGACCCAAGCACUGACAGAGGGGAAGCUCUUCCCAGGCCCCCCGGCUUCGGUCUCCACGGGCAACUCCUCACCUUUUUGUGUCCCGUGGUAAGCCGUAGGCCUCGCAUUAUCUGCCACUCAACUACGUCGUUGGGAGCGGUGAGGCCAAAUGUAAAUCUGUAGAAAUUACUGUUUUGCUUCUUGGAAGUCAAGUUCCAGCAUCCGUAAGUGGCCAGUUUACCUGAGAAACUGCCCCCUCCAUGGAGGCCACCUGCGGGCACGAGCAGCUCCUCUGGACUGUUCUCAGACUUCAGAACUCACAUUCUGAAGAGUCGGGAUGGCAUUCAGUGCAGCCUCUUCUGGGUGAGCUGCCGCCUACCACAUUUCUGGGUACCCGACCCUGGGUUAUGGCUCUACCCACAGUUUCUGCUAUCCCCACCCAUAAUAGAAAAUUAAGCCCCUAAGUCAUCGGCCUCAUCCGUUCUCUUGCUUUCUCUGGUGCACUUAUCACUGCACCCCACACACUUGGGGCAGGCGCCAUCUUAAAAUGGGGCCUGUGCCUGAGUGAGGGGAUGGGCAUGAUCCAUGAGAGACAGAGCACGUAGCCAGAAUGAAGGCCCAGCCCUUUAACUCACCUGAGCCACUCGACUCUCCUGUGGGGCCAGGAACGACCAGGAACUGAGUGGGGAGUGGCAGACCUUGCUGCCAACACUGCUUUUAAAGGGGAAUCAAUCACAUUGUUUAAUUACGAAUGAGCAUUUGGUAUUUUUAAAGUUUCAGUGUAUAUUUUCCUCUGGGUAUUUACAUAUACUUUAUGUAUCGUGUGUGUGUGUGUGUGUGUGUGUGUGUGUGUGUGUGUGUGUGUGUAUGGUUUUAGCCCCAAGCAAGUUUGAGUUUGGAUAAAGGGGAACUAAACUAUAAAUUAUGUCUUUUGUGUCCUAAUAUUCUCACUUCUAAAUAAUCUGUUAAAUAGGCAUUGGAACCAGACAGCAAAAGCCACUCAGGUGCCAACCUGGGCCCAGGAAAGAAUACUGCUGUGGUCUGUGUCACGCAUGGGAUCUCCCUCUUGGAGACCAAAAGGGGAGGCAGUACCAUGCCUCCCUUAGUUUUGGCUCUCAGUGGAGUUUAUGGAGUUAGGUAAUGAGGAAGAUUCUACUGCAAUGGUCUGAAAUGUUUCCUUGCUAUUUUUCUAACAUGUUCAUCUCUUGGUGUUUUGUGUAUGUGUGACAUUUGCCUUAAAACGUAGCACAGCUAUCAAAAAUGAGUAGCGUGU